GCAGAUUUCGCGGUUCAACCAACUGAGGGCAGCACCGUCGAACAAUUUCCGUCAAAAUUCGACUCAGCUGUAGAUGUGCAUCGUUAGCCGUGUCGGAAGCAUGUUCUUUGUUUCGUAACGCCUGGCUCUUGUUGAUCGUCUGGAUGCGUCAAAUGCGUAGCUCGAGCGAGCAUUUUGUCGUCAAACCAAAGCAGCCACCGCUUCCAUCACUCUAAGACGAAGGCUGGACAUCUUGGGAGACAUAUACGGCUCCUAGAAUCAACGACCUUCAAAACUCGAUGCACACAAACGGCCCAAGAUGGGAGAACAAAACGAAGUGCAAAUAGGAACACGGGUGUCUUGUGAUGGCCACUACGGCGUGGUUCGUUACCUCGGACCUGUCAUCGACACCAAAGGCACGUGGAUUGGAAUUGAAUGGGAUGAUCCAAACCGGGGAAAGCACAAUGGCUGUCACAACGGUGUGCAGUACUUUAACACCAGGUCCGAGACCGGCGGAUCGUUCAUCCGUCCCCAGAAGUUGGACGAGACGUUGAGUGUUCCAGACGCAAUGCGGAGCAAGUACUUCGCAACGCUGCCUUGUCCGGACGGUUCCAAGGACGUGCUGUUGAUGGAGGCGCCGCGUUGCAACCGCAUUGUGGAGUUCGUCGGUCCGGAGAAAGUGUCCAUGAUGCUGAGUCGAGGGGAGACCAUCGUCGAAGCGUCGCUGUCCCACAUGCCGGUGGAUCGUGCCGGCGACUUGGGAGAGGUGGCGCAGCUGGUUCCGAACCUGCGCUACCUGGACCUGAGCCACACCCUGCUGGCGACCUGGGAGCAAGUGGCGGAGGUCACGAGGCCAAUGAGCAGGCUCGUCUCCCUCAACCUCAGCAAGAAUGUGCUGGAACUUCCCAAGAGUGCGGCGGAACUGCGGGACGCCUUCAAGACCCUGCGGCAGAUGGUGCUACGGGACGUCGGGUACAGCUGGGACCAGGUUCUGCAUUGUGCCGAAAUGUGGCCCUGGGUGGAGGACCUGGUGGUGUCCCUGAACGGCAUCGACGUGCUAAGGACCCCUCCCGACUCGCUGUUCGGCCAGCUGCGGCACCUGUCCUUGCAGGAGAACCCCAUCGCCUCCUGGGACACCGUCUGCAAGCUCGGACACCUUCCCAAGUUGGAGCAGCUGACACUGGCAGACUGCGACCUGACCAGCAUCGCGUUUCCCGAAACUGCACCGGGUGAGAAGACUCCUCUCUUUGCCAGCCUGGUUGCCCUGAACCUGAGGAACAACCGGCUAGAAGAAUGGAGCAGCCUAGUGGAACUGGACAAGCUUGCCCGGCUAGACGACCUCAUCGUCAACGGGAAUCCGGUCACGGUGCGGGAGCGCCGUCACGUGACACGCUCCCUCCUGCUGGCGCAGCUCGGGAACCUCAAGUUGCUCGACAGGACGGAGAUCAGCAAGAUGGAGCGUAGAGAGGCUGGACUGUUCUACGUGAACCGAGUCUUCCCCCUCUGGAUCCAGUGCGGAGGCACGCCCGAGGGGGAGGGCACGCCCACUGCAGAGUUCACCAGGCUCCACCCGAGGUUCCGCGCUCUUCUCAAGAUCUAUGGGGCACCGAUUGAAAGCUCACAGAAUGCGGUGCAACCCAACAUCAAGAAUCAACUUAUCACUGUGGAAAUUGUGGCACCUCAAGAUCCGGACAAGGGUUCAAUCCGGAAAAGACUUCCUGUCUCCAUGACGGUCGAGAAGCUGAAAGCAGUCGUGAUGCAGCUGUACCCCCGGAAAGGCAGUCGCCUUCGUCUGUCUUUCGCCCACUCCGAGCAAGGCAAGGAGAGCAUAUUCAACAAAGAGCGCCAGAGCCUCCAUUUUUACGACAUCAUGGAUGGCAGUCGCAUCUACGUUCGCUGGUAGGCGGUCGCUGGAAGAUUGUGCAGGUGAAAGACCUGAAAGGAGAAAACACUGCAGCAUCUCAAGUUUCGCACCGACGCUUGUGUCCGUGGACAAUGUUUCAGAGAAUGGCGUCAGCGCGGCACGGCACUCGGUGUCAACAUGGUGUUCAGCAACAUCUGCCUGCAGACAUUGUGAGCCUCGAAGACCGGCUGGGUCGUUGCGUCGAUCAUUGGUGGCAUCGGACAAAAUCCCAAGCCGCGUCAUGCUUGGUCAUUAAAGGCUAUAAUGCAUGCUUUAGACGUCAUAAAAUAAUGUGAAACUGAGGGCGAGUGGCAUAUGUGCACUUGGUUGUUCGAACGCUUCGAAGCCUUCUGCUGGGCUGGUCUAGAUUACAGAGUGAAAGAUUAGGAGGUGUAAGAAGUGCUGUGGAUGUACCGUGUAUGGAGGGUUCUUAAAGAGGUGAUGCAGCAAUCUUCGAAAGAAUGUGCAGUUUUAAAGUUUUACAUUGUUUAUCUUACCAAAAGGAAUAGAGAAACUGACCGAUUCUUUUGAAAUAUUGCGAUUCUGUUGCAUAAUAGCAAGAAAAAGAAUGGGAAUAUUUUGAGAUUUGCAGCCACGGGGUGGCGUUCAUGUAAACUAAGGUGUGAUGCACAAUGGUUAUAAUGCAAUGAGUUGAUGAGAUGUGCCAUUAUGUGCUCAAUCUCAUGCUAUGUUUGAUCAAUAUUGUUGUUUCAACAUGAGUAAAUGCGUCAAAUAUGAUUGA
Ixodes scapularis (black-legged tick) is the source of this 2624-nucleotide messenger RNA. Its product is annotated as tubulin-specific chaperone E. Gene Ontology annotation, molecular function: protein binding. Bases 299 to 1882 code for a protein of 527 amino acids. NCBI's taxonomy places the organism in Eukaryota, Metazoa, Arthropoda, Arachnida, Ixodida, Ixodidae. The transcript is spliced from 14 exons. The record is from RefSeq and is a predicted model, not a curated record.